Syzygium oleosum is the source of this 857-nucleotide messenger RNA. RefSeq lists its product as uncharacterized. The record is from RefSeq and is a predicted model, not a curated record. The transcript is spliced from 3 exons. Bases 233 to 697 code for a protein of 154 amino acids. NCBI's taxonomy places the organism in Eukaryota, Viridiplantae, Streptophyta, Magnoliopsida, Myrtales, Myrtaceae.
UCUUGUUUGAAAUGGUUGUGAUGCGUUGUUGCGGGGCUUUCGUCGCUGAGGAAGAGACGAUCGAGGAAGGCGAGUGGGAGAAAGAGAGGUAACCGGAGGGAGGAGGGAGGUGGAGGUGGGUUUUGAUUCGCGGGCGCGGGAAGAGCGGUUGGGAAUCGACAAGGGAGGAAGCGCCGCCGGGCGCCGGCUUCUUGGGUCUCUCUUUCGAUUUGCUUCUGCUGGGUUGUUAACCAUGUCUGCAACCAUAAUCAGCGACCCUUUGGUGAUCUCGGCCCCAGAGACUCAACCAUCUGCCAUACUCGUGGGCACAGCUCAAAUUGAGGUGGAAUUCGUCAUUUGCGACUGCUGUGGGUUGACAGAAGAAUGCACGCCCGCGUAUAUCGAACGCAUCAGAGAACGGUAUCACGGUAAAUGGAUAUGCGGGCUAUGCGCGGAAGCCAUAAAAGAUGAAAUUGUAAGAACUGAUAGGCUUGUUAGCACUGAAGAGGCCAUGACCAGGCAUAUGAACUUCUGCAAGAAGUUCAAGUCCUCGGAGCCGCCUCCGGAUCCUACAGUGCACUUGAUAUCCGCCAUGAGACAACUUCUGAGGCGGAGUUUGGAAUCGAGAUCCACCCCAAGCAGCCCGAUGAGGAAAGAGACGGGAAUGCCCGGUGCAGGAUUGACUCGCUCGGAAAGCUGCUUUUCGACUCUAACUUAGCUGAUUGGGACAUGCAGAAUGGAAAUGGAACAGAGGUGAAAGUGGUGCAUCAAGGGUCACCUCUAGCACAAAAUAAUGGAAAAAAGAAAAGAAUCGAGGAUAGAUGCUUGUUACAGAAGUCGCUAUCGUGAAAUACAAAAGUUUUCUUUGUUACUGGAAA